Messenger RNA from Danaus plexippus (monarch butterfly), 653 nucleotides. RefSeq names its product cytochrome b-c1 complex subunit 6, mitochondrial-like. Bases 99 to 329 code for a protein of 76 amino acids. The record is from RefSeq and is a predicted model, not a curated record. NCBI's taxonomy places the organism in Eukaryota, Metazoa, Arthropoda, Insecta, Lepidoptera, Nymphalidae. The transcript has 3 exons.
GUUGCCAACGUUACAUGGCUGUUAGAUUUAAAUUUUCAAAUUUUCUAUGCUUACGAGUCUUGAAUGGCGUUUAGUGUAUUUGUUAUACAAACUCGUAAAUGGCUACACCGCUAUUUGAUAAGAAUUCACCCGAUCAGCUGACCAAACAAAGAGCGAUUUGCAUGGAAAGAGAUUGUCAAUCAAAGAAAAUGUAUGAAUUACUAAAGGCCUGUGAGAAGCGUGUUACUUCAAAAACUUAUACCGCAGAAACAUGCAGUCAAGAGGUCAUUGACCUGCUCGAGGCAUUGGACCACUGUGUCGGCGAUAAGGCAUUUAAGGAGUUUAAAUAAAAUUGUAAACAUUGUCGUUUUAUUUAUUCCAAAUAUUAAUGCCUAUUUAGGCAACUGUGAUAUUUUUCAAGGACACUUCCGCCAUUUCUUUUUGUGUCAUAAAUGACAGUACUGAUUAAAUAUUUAAUAGUUAUUAAUUGUAACAUGUUUUUAAUAACAACUUACGAGUAAUUAAAAUAUUAUUUUCAGUUUGUAUAUUUAGUAGCUUAUAUAUUUUUAAAGACACGUCACAAAUUGAAAAGUUAUCUCGUUUCGUCGCCGGCGUUGUUGGUUUUAUUAGUAUAAUGUCUUAUCACUUUUUUGUAAUAUAUAAUUUGUAACCGU